Saprolegnia diclina VS20 is the source of this 1580-nucleotide messenger RNA. RefSeq lists its product as hypothetical. The coding region runs from base 4 to 1542 and encodes 512 amino acids. Lineage: Eukaryota; Oomycota; Saprolegniomycetes; Saprolegniales; Saprolegniaceae. The record is from RefSeq and is a predicted model, not a curated record. Gene Ontology annotation, molecular function: serine-type carboxypeptidase activity. Gene Ontology annotation, biological process: proteolysis. The transcript has a single exon.
GCCAUGCGUCUCGUCUGGGCCUUGGCGGCGCUGCUCGCCGUAGCAGUCGCCACUCCCGCACACAAGAUCGUGUCGCUCCCUGGCUACGACGCACCGAUCGAGUUCGACCAGUACGCGGGUCACCUCUCGCUGCCGUCGAACGACCAAAAGAUGUUUUACUGGCUCGUCGAAGCCGCCGAAGCCAACGCGUCGACGGCGCCGCUCGUGCUCUGGCUCAACGGCGGUCCCGGCUGCUCGUCGCUCAAUGGCUUCUUCACGGAGCUCGGCCCGUUCGUCGUCAACAGCGACCUCUCGCUGACGCGCAACCCGUAUGCGUGGAAUCGCCACGUCAAUGUCCUCUUCUUGGAGUCGCCGUCCGGCGUCGGCUUUAGCACGCCUUUGCUCGAAGACGACGACUACAACGAUACAGUGACGACGGACCGCGCCCACGAGUUCUUGCGCGAGUUCUACGCUGCGUACCCCAUGUACAUGAACCGGGAUCUCUACAUCUUUGGCGAGAGCUAUGCCGGAAUUUACAUUCCGCUUCUCGUGCAAAAGCUGCUGUCCGCGCCGCUGGUUGGGGUGCAUUUGCGCGGCUUUGGCGUCGGCAACCCGUUCACGGACGCCUCGAUCGACGGCGGCGCCACCUUUGACUACCUCUACAGCCACGGCAUGCUCGCGCUCGAGACAUACAAGGCGAUCCAGACCUACUGCCCGCCGUCGCUUCUCGCUGCGUGCCUUGCGGGCACUGGGUGCACAGACCGCUGCGCGUUGGCGCUCGUCGACGGCUUUAUCGGCGCCGACGAAGCUGCCAUGGACCCGUACGACAUCUACGGCGACGUGUGCCUCCUCACGCAGGCGCGCCUCCUCGCGCCCAAAAAUGUUCGGCCGCUGCACCGCGGCGUCGUCGGUCCGUGCACGGCCAAGUACAUGACCGCGUACCUCAACCAGGCGUCGGUCCAGGCUGCGAUCCACGCCGAUUCGACGCAGGCCCUCGACUGGGCAAACUGCAACGCGGACGUCAACGCAGCGUACGACCGGACGCCGUCGGCGCUCCCGGCGUACGAAGAGAUCCUCUCGGCCGGCUUGAAGGCGCUCGUGUACAGCGGCGACACGGACGCCGUCGUCAACUUUAUGGGCACGCAGCGCUGGCUCGCGGCGCUGCAGCUGCCGAUUGAAGCCAAGUGGCACGCGUGGUUUGGCCCCGACCAGCAGCUCGCCGGCUACACCGAGCGGUAUACCAACGUGACGUUUUCGACGGUGAAAGGCGCGGGCCACAUGGUCCCCGCGACGCGACCGCUCCACGCGCUCUACCUCUUUGAGUGCUUCCUCUUUGGCGACGACGUCUGCAAGACCUUCUCGUAUCCGCGAGACGAGCUCGAAGAGCUUUCGGGACUGCAGGUCGUGCUCGACCAACCGUCGACGUCGUCGCCGUGGCGAUGGCUCGUGCUUGCCGUCGUCAGCGGCUUUGUGCUGCUUGGCACGGCAGCGUGCGUUUGCCGUCGGCGCCGGCGCCAGGCAUACGUCCCCCUGCGCGCCACCCGCUACUCGGCAGCGACAUAAGCACAAUCAACACGAUGGUAUUUUGGACAGAUUGAGCA